Messenger RNA from Oncorhynchus nerka (sockeye salmon), 4454 nucleotides. RefSeq lists its product as uncharacterized. The record is from RefSeq and is a predicted model, not a curated record. NCBI's taxonomy places the organism in Eukaryota, Metazoa, Chordata, Actinopteri, Salmoniformes, Salmonidae. Bases 217 to 4050 code for a protein of 1277 amino acids. The transcript has 8 exons.
UUGCAUCUUCAAAGUGGUAGGCAUGUUGUGUAAAUCAAAUUAUACAAACCCCCCAAAAUAAAUUUUAAUUCCAGGUUAUAAGGCAACAAAAUAGGGAAAAUGCCAAGGGGGGUGAAUACUUUCGCAAGCCACUGUAAAUGGUUCAGUUCACAUAAACAGUCAUUAUUUUCAGUUUGAGAGAUCAUCCCGGGCUUUGCCCCGUCUGCUGUAGCUGAGAUGUCCCUGGAGGACAUAGAACAACAAGACUAUGAUGUUUCUGACACUGAGACAGUCAGAGCCUUGUCCCAGUCUCUAGACCUGCCUGUCUGUGUGGUGGAUGACCACCUGACCUCUGAAGCUGUCAAUGAGAUGAAGCAAAGCAGCACUGUGGAAACCACAGAAGAAGAGAGCCUCAACAGUGCCAAAAAUCUUGAGUCUUUUUCACUGAUUAUCAACUUCCUGCAGAACCUAACUGAGGAGCAAUGGAGUAGGAUUCGUAAUGGCAUUUCUGACCCGCUGACAAAACAACAGCUUGCCGGCUUGUGUCUGAGGAUUGUCCAGUUUUUAUCGGACAAGCUGAUGCAGAUCAUCAUCCCAGGUCUUUACGAACUACUGGGCAUCCAAGAUGCUGCCUCUCCAUUGUCACAGAGAUCUCUCACAUCGUCACUCACCAGUCUGUUAGACGAUAAGGUUAACACCAAGUCCCGCGUGAGAUUUACUGAGGCUGGUGUACCUAAGAGGCCAGGCAGUCGAAAGUCUUACAAUAGCUUUCGCAUCCCGACUCCCUACCCUUCCUCCAACUGUAUGGAUCAGGAAGAGGAAGAAGAGCAGGAAUCACAACAACUUAAGUUCAAGGAGAUUUACCUGACUAAGGAGAUGGGCAGUCUGGGCAGUGGAAGCUACUGCCCAAAACCAUUGCCCAAGCCAGCCAUGAGAACCUCUCUGUCUGAUGUGCAGAAGAAGACAACCAACUCUGACUCGCUACAAGUCCUCUUAGGUGUCUCAGAGGACACCCUCGUCACCUGUGUGCAGGACAGCCUGCAAGGUUCUCUCUCCAAACUUGCAUGCAUGUCCAAUUCUCCAUCUGGAAGUGCAGGCUCUCCGAAGAUGACCCCUGCUGUAAUGGCAGAAGUGAUUAAAGAUGUCAAGUCGGCCGUAUCAGUGGUCGUUAAGAGUGCCUCCGCUAGCCAAACCUCUCAAGUGACACCGGUAAGGGGAGACUCACAGACCAAGGUGACUGAGAGCAUGGUGAGAGAGCUGGCUGCUAAACUUGAAAAAGUUGACCAAGAGAGCAAGAGUCUAACAGGGCAAGUCAUGGCCAUGAUCUCUGACACAAUGGUGGCUUUUGUUGACGAGAACGAACAGAAUUUGCUGAAAGAUCCCAAGGACAAGAUCACGUUUUUGGCAUCGCAUGUUGGCUUCAUUGACGAUCUUGAUGCCCUGUUAGAUUGUAUUAGAAAACUCUCAAGUGAGGAAUUCAAGAGAGACACCACUCAAGCAGUGAGUGAGUUCCUAGUUAAAAGGUCCAACAGUAGCUUAACUAGUGCACAGCCUGCUUAUUCUGUAGCAUCCAGGUCUUGUUCCGUUCAAAACCAGAGAACCUUGUCAAAGGAUAUUUGUGCGGAUUCUCCUGCCUUUGGCAUCAUUGACACAUUUGUGGAAGACCUGCAGAGCUUGGCGCAACCUGCAGAAGUAGAGGAGAGAGAACCUGACCUCCAGGAAAAUGCACAAAAGCGAAAGAGCAGGAUCUGGUCUGCUACCACUAGUUUAUAUAAAAAUAUUAAGAAGACAUUAAAGGGCUUCACCAUUCACCGGCGGAGGUCAGACGUGCAGAGAAGAAUGUCUAGCCAUACACCCACAGAGGACUCUGGACAUCUUGUGACUAAGGAGUACCUUGGUUUGGCAAGCCAGAACUUGACGCAAGCUAGUAAGAGUGUGCCUCACUUGCCCAGUUUGAACCAGGAAGUGACUCUACACACGGGUGUCAGCGAGAGUUCAAAACUUCUCUGGACUGAAACAGACGAGGGUCUAAUGAACAAUAGUACCAAACAGGUCAUUUCAACAAUCUUGACCUCAUGCGAGGAUCAGACAUCAAAUGCACCUUGCUUCUCCACAGUAGGAAAGAAAAUAUCUGAUAUGUCCCUUGAGGUCAACAUAUUGGUAGGUGGUGUUCUGUCUCAGCUGAAGGACAUCUCCUUGUCAAGGUCCCCAACACCAUGUGAAGACAUGUUUGAACGUCUCCAAGGUUCUACUGAGCGAACCUCUCCAGUAAGUCUAGAUUGCAGCACGGCUGCCUCCAAAGGCAUUGCAUCUUCCCACAGUCUUUCAACAAAGAGCCUCCAAAAACUUUCUAGUCAUGAGUUCCAAACCAAAGCUGAGAAAGGAGUGAGUGAGGUCCUCUCUAGGUCAUUUAACAUUGUGGAGGAAGGUACAACAGAUAAGUACCUCCAGUCUGUAUCUACAUCCACCACAUCUACUGAUAUUAUACAAACCAUAGUGAAAGAUCUGCAGGAGCUCACCCAGACCACCCAAUCAUCUGACAUGGUAUCUGGAACCUCCCUGCUCACCACUGGACAGGUUUCUGAGAAAAGAAUCUGGUCUGUUGCUCGUAACAUCUACUACAGUCUGCAAAGUAAGAUUACAGAGUUUCUCAGAAAAGAUCUUCAAAUGUCAGACACAACACUUGGUUCAAUCCAAAUAUUUACAUAUCAAAUCAGUCCUGCUUCACAAAGAGCAAGUCUCUGCCAUCUUGAGGUCAACCAGAGCAGUGUUACACCUGGUGGAAACGAUGCCUGUGUGGACAUUCCGCACAAAUUACUACCUAAAACCACUAAGCUCUCAGGAUCCAUGCUGGAGGAUAUUGGCACGAUCCGUUGUAGGAGUGCUGACAGCCAAAAUACAAGAAAUACCUCUUCUUCACGCUCCUCCAUCUCUCUAACACCUACUUCAAAAUCAAAGCAGUCAGAAUGGGACUUCACCUUGCCCGGUACUCCCAUCCCCACUGAAUUAUCUGCUCAGAUUGACUUUCCCAUUGUAAGAAACAUGAUCAUUCAGGACUUGUUUCACACAGAGAACUUACUUCCCCCAUCCUUUGUGGACAAAGUCAGGCAAGCUGCUGGGGUGGUAGUGGACGAAAUGGUGGAAAGUGUUGAGAACACACAGGAAGAUGGACAGGGUGCUUCUCAUCCUGACGACCUCCGAUCUGCUGUUAGGAAAUUGAGAAAAAUAAUUUCCACUGGGACCAUCCACAUUUUCAGUCAUGAAUUUGUGGAUAAAGUGAUAGCCCUUCAGGACAGCCACAGCACUCCACAGGUCUUAACAUUGGCAGCAGCCAGAAGUGCUUCAGACUCCAUUCUUUCAAGGCUGAAAUGGGGAAAGGAACAAUGUGCCAUAUCCAGGAAGCUCUCCUCUCAGCUUCUCCAGAUAUUUGCUGAAGAGACAGUGAAGGGCUUCCUAAAACAGUGGUUAGAUGAGUAUGAAAAUAUAAACAUUGAUGUUUCAGUCCAGAAUGAACCAAGCACCUCUACUUGCAUGGUCUUUCCUAUCCAGCUCAAUCAGAGCAAGCCAGAGGAUAGUGACACAAUGAAUCAGCUCACGAAGGUCAUGGUCAACAAAAUGAUGGAUGCCUUAUCAGUUGGCUCAAGUCAUCAAAUGAUCACCAAAGCCAAUGCCAAAUGUUCUUUUGAGUCCGGUACCAGCAUGGCCACCAGUGACAUUGUAGAAGGGAUGUUGGAUUUGGUAAGGGAUAGCACCAGCAGUACUGGAGAGCAGAUCCCCAUCUUCAAGUCCAAGAAAAGCAAGAAAACCAUGUUCAGCAAGAUAUGCUUUAACAUAAAGGGUUCCAAGAAAGUUAGAAAGGACCACUGUCCUCAAAAGUCUAUGGAGUACCAGCCUCAGAACACUUCCCCUACUGUGUACUUUACAGAGUCGAGGACAAAUUCUCAUGGCUCCUUUGCUCCAGAGGGAAAUGACAUCGCAUAUUCCUUCCCACCUGAAGAGAAGAGUCGCAAACCCUCCCUUUUCACCAGAAUGUAUAGAGCCAUCACUAGAAGCUUCUCCAACCCAAGAUAAUUUUCCUCAUUAAAUGAGAUUGCAUUCAUUUGUUGUCAUAUGUUGACUGUUUUGCUAGCACAGACUGUAAUAUGUUCUGCGAUUCAUCCACAUGCAUUGAGGAGUAUACCACCUCAGUCACAGGCUACAUCAAUAAGUGGAUUGACAACGUCGUGCCCACAGUGACCGUAUGUACAUAUCCCCGACAGAAGCCAUGGAUUACAGGCAACAUCCACACCGCGCUAAAGGCUAGAGCUGCUUCUUUCAAGGAGCGGGACACUAAUCCAGACACUUAUAUGAAAUCCUGCUAUGCCCUCAGACUAACCAUCAAAUAGGCAAAGUGGUUGGUUAGGUCAGGGUGUGACUAGGGUGGGCAAUCUAGGUGAUCUAUUUCUUUGUUUGGACUGGUAUGGUUCCCAAUCAGA